Molecule: messenger RNA, 1785 nt
Organism: Sungouiella intermedia
Lineage: Eukaryota; Fungi; Ascomycota; Pichiomycetes; Serinales; Metschnikowiaceae
Source: the annotation of a GenBank genome assembly
AUGUCCAAGGAUCUUCUGUACACAAACGAAGAACUUGCAGACUCCAAUAGUUAUGAUGAUGACAGAGACAAUGGCUAUCAGGAGCCCAAGUCAGCAUGGAAGAAAUUCUUGACAAAGAUUCAAGUGGAAGAACCUGGAGAUUUGACCACCGUGCAAAGGUAUUUGUUCAACUACGAUUUACGUCCUGUUGAGGCUGCACGUAGACAGUGGUCUUGGUACAACUACGUUUUCUUUUGGGUUGCCGAUUCGUUCAACAUCAACACUUGGAUGAUCGCCGCAACUGGUGUUCAAAAUGGAAUGACCUGGUGGCAAACUUGGCUCUCUGUGUGGGUUGGUUACGGACUUUGUGGUGCUUUUGUAUCCAUCUCCGCCAGAGUCGGUGUGGUUAACCAUAUCUCCUUCCCUAUUGCUGUGAGAGGCUCGUUUGGCAUUUUCUUUGCCAUUUGGCCCGUCAUCAACAGAGUGGUGAUGUCAUGUGUGUGGUAUGCCGUGCAAUCCAUGGUGGCUGGUCCUUGUAUUGGACUCAUGUUGAGAAGCAUAUUUGGCAAGAAUUUGGACAAGACCAUGCAUAAUGGAAUCAGCAACCCCAACUUGACCACUUUUGAAUUCAUGUCCUUUUUCCUCUUCUGGUUGUUCUCCUUGCCUUUCUUGUGGAUGCCACCUCACAAGAUCAGACACUUGUUCACCUUCAAGGCAUAUGUUGCACCCACCGCAGGAGUCGGCUUUUUGAUAUGGACUUUGGUCAAAUGUAACGGUGUGGGUCCUGUCAUUCAUCAGAAGGCUACCUUGAGUGGUUCGGCUCUUGGUUGGGCCUUUGUGGAGUCGACCAUGAAUUCGUUGGCCAACUUUGCAACCUUAAUCACCAACGCACCCGAUUUCUCCCGUUUUGCCGACAAACCAUCUUUCACCAACAAGUAUUUGGUUCAGACAGUUUCCAUCCCCUUGUGUUUCUCGCUCACUUCCUUGAUUGGUAUUCUUGUCAGUUCAGCUUCCACUGUCUUGUACAAUGAGACGAUGUGGUCUCCAUUGGAAGUUUUGGGCCGUUUCUUGGAUGACUACACUUCCGGAAACAGAGCUGGUGUUUUCCUCAUCAGUUUGGCAUUUGCCAUUGCUCAGUUGGGUACAAACAUCUCUGCCAACUCUCUCUCUUUUGGUACUGAUGUCACCGCACUUUUGCCUCAAUACUUGAACAUCAAAAGAGGCUCUUAUCUCUGUGCUUUGUUGGCUUUGGUUGUCCAGCCAUGGAACUUAUUGUCCAGUUCCUCAAAGUUUACCACCUACUUGUCUGCCUACUCGGUGUUCCUUUCUUCCAUUGUAGGUGUGAUUUGUUUCGAUUACUACUAUGUGAGAAGAGGAUUCCUCAAGUUGACGCACAUGUACUCAGUGAAUGCCCCCGAAGAUCCAAGCCAACGUUCUUUCUACAUGUAUAAUAAGAUCGGUCUCAACUGGAGAGCACUUGUGGCAUACCUCUGUGGAAUCUUACCAAACAUUGUUGGAUUCGUGGGUGCCACCACUGGUGAAGACAAGGUGCCAAUAGGCGCCAUGUAUGUUUACCGUAUAAACUUCUUCGUGGGAUUCUUCUCAUCGGGACUUGUUUACUCUCUUCUCUGCUUCCUUUCGCCGAUUGAAGGUACACCUAAUGUGGGGCCAUUCGAGAAGUUGUGGCUUGAAGAGCCUCAAGACGUGGAAGAUUUCGAGGAGGAGUUGCAGGGUCAUGUUGUUCACGAUGGAAUCGAAAAAACCCAAGCGUUUACUACGGGACAUUCUAAGGACGAGAAGUUCUAG